AUGCGUAUUUGCUACUAUGACUUGCUCGACAUUGAGCGUCAGGCAACCAGUUUAGACAUCAAGAAAGCAUAUAGAAAACAGGCUUUGAUCUGGCAUCCAGAUAAAAAUGGUGAUAGGAUUCAAGAGGCAACAGACAGAUUUUCGCUGAUUCAAGAAGCCUAUGAAGUACUAUCAGAUCCUCAAGAAAGAGCAUGGUAUGAUGGACAUCGAGAUUCGAUCUUGAGAGGCACAGAUAACAAGCACAAAGACAGUAGUGCAGGCACAACUGCCGAGGAUUUGAUGCGUUAUUUUAGUGUCUCUGAAUUCAAGGGCUAUGAAGAUACACCAAAAGGCUUUUACAAUGUGUACCGCAACCUAUUCCAAAAGCUCGCCAACGAAGAAGAGGAGGCCUUCCGCAAUAACCCACCAGAAAACGACGACGAUGUUCAUUCAGCAACGUCAUACCCAUCAUUUGGUAAUGCCUCUACACUGUUUGCUGACAAUGAUGGUUAUUUGGGUUACGGUGCCUAUGUCAGAGACUUUUACGGCGCAUGGUCCAAUUUCACAUCUGUAAAAUCUUUCAUCUGGAUGGAUAAAUGGAAGCUCUCUGAUGCACCUAGUCGAUAUGUUCGCAGACAAAUGGAAAAAGAGAAUAAGAAAGCAAGAGACACAGGCAGAAAGGAAUACAAUGAUACUGUGCGAAGCCUUGCAGAGUUCGUCAGAAAGAGAGAUCCUCGAGUAAAAGCUUAUCUAGUAGAAGAGCAAAAGAGAAAAGAGGCCGUUGCCGCUGAACAAAAAGCACGCAUGCAAAGAGAAAAGCAAGAAUUGCAAGCCAAGGUUGCUGAUUACCAAACACCUGAAUGGGCCAAGGUGGAGGACGACAUGGAGAGUGGGUUAGAGGAUGACGAAGAGGAGCAAGAAGAGGAAGUCAAUGAGUUCUACUGCGUCGUAUGUGAGAAGGGCUACAAGAGUGAAAAGCAGUUUACCAGCCAUGAAAGCAGUAAACGACAUAUAGACAAUGUGGAGAUUUUGAGACAAGAGAUGCUGGCUGACGAAGAGAAUUUUGAUUUUGGCAAUGUAACGCCUAACAUAGAUGAUUUAGACGGCGGUAUACCUGUGGAUGAGGAAGACAUUGCAGCACAGUUGGAUGAAUUAGAUCUUUUACAACAACAAGAGGAGGAAGAAGAAGAGGUGAUACAUGUACCAUCAACUAUCAACAAAAAGAAAAAGAAGAAGAACAAGGCCAAGAUGGCUCCCAAUUGGGGUUUCGAUCAAGAAGCUGUGCCUGAGGAAAUGGAUGAAAUGUCCGUGCUGGCUGCUGCAUUAGAGGAUGAAAAGUCAAAAAGACGUAGUAGAAAGGGCAACAAUAGAGCUAGUUCGCCUGCUCCCAAUGAAGUCAACCUUGCAGACACAGAAGACACCCAAGAAAAAGAAACAGUAGUCGAAAAGGAGAGCGCAAAGACAAAGCGUGAAAAGCGCAAAGAAAAAAAGAAGCUCAAAGAGGAAAAUGCAACAUCAGAGAAUGCGUGCAAUGUCUGUGGCGAUCAAUUUGAGACUAGAAAUCAACUUUUUGGACAUAUCAAUGAAACGGGCCAUGCUUUGGCGAUCCCUGGGUCUAAAGGUGGAAAUAAGAAAGGAAAUAAAAGACGUUGA
Molecule: messenger RNA, 1632 nt
Organism: Mucor velutinosus
Lineage: Eukaryota; Fungi; Mucoromycota; Mucoromycetes; Mucorales; Mucoraceae
Exons: 6
Coding region: 1-1632 (543 amino acids)
Cellular component (GO): cytoplasm
Molecular function (GO): nucleic acid binding; zinc ion binding
Source: RefSeq, a predicted model, not a curated record